Elaeis guineensis (African oil palm) is the source of this 2584-nucleotide messenger RNA. RefSeq names its product zinc finger CCCH domain-containing protein 18. The record is from RefSeq and is a predicted model, not a curated record. Lineage: Eukaryota; Viridiplantae; Streptophyta; Magnoliopsida; Arecales; Arecaceae. Gene Ontology annotation, molecular function: metal ion binding; RNA binding.
AAAAAAAAACAUGCGUUGUUAUUUGAGAAAUAAUUUAGUGAUAUUUUAGUCAUUUUGAAUUGAAAUCGACAUGGCAAAUUUAGCUUGAAAUUAAAUUUAGCUCUGAAAUUUUAUGGGAGGACAAAAAAAUCCAACCUGUAUGCCAUUAACAAGCAGAAGAAAAGAAAUGUUAAGAAGGAAGGUUUCGGGUGUCAGAGUUUUAACGUCUCUUCUCUCAUCCUUAAUGUCCUGAUGCUGGCAAUGGGUAGAGGAGAGGCUAAGUGUUGUGAUAUGGAUUUCUCUGAAUUGACAAAGAUCAUCUCCAGUAGAAUUCAAAAACUUGAGCCAGACAAUGCCAUUAAGAUCAUGGGAUGCAUCCUCCUGAAGGAACCUGGGGAGCAAGAAAUGGUACAGUUAGCAAUUGGCCAUGAGAACAUUUUGCUAUCCAAAAUAAAUGAUGCCAAGGCCAUGCUCAGAAUGCUAUCGCCCAAGAACUCUGCUUUGGCUCAAAUCCAAUCCAUACCUGACAUCUCCCACCAGCCCGGUUCGUACCCUCCUUCCGGGUCAUGCCCCUUCUCCUCCCCUGCCAGCUUUCAUGUUCCCGCUCCCUAUUGGGAUCCUCAGCUUGCUUCCGAUCAGCAUUAUCCAAUGCACAACUUAAAUUUUUGCCCACCAACAUAUACGGAUUCAGUCGGGGAUGAGUACUCCCUUCAUAACAAACCCCAAUUCUUGGGCAUGGAUGAGCAAUUGGACACUGUGAACCCCACGGGCAGUUACUACCAUGCAGAUGCUGCCUUGGGUGGUGGGAUGACUGGUAGGACCAGCAGGAGAUCACAGAGCCUCUCGGAGUUACCUAUCAGGCCUUGCCAUUACUACAUCAAGGGUUUCUGCAAGCAUGGAGUGAACUGCAGGUACCCUCACAGCCUGUCCUACCUGGAUGGCUAUGCACAGUUAUUUGGCCCUGGCAUGAAUGAAUUGCCAAAUGAAGAUCAUGGAUUCACAGCUGGGACACUUGAGAAGCUAGAAAUGGAGAUCAUAGAGCUCUUGAGGUCAAAGAGGGGGAGUCCUGUUUCUAUUGCCUCAUUGCCUAUGCUGUAUUAUGAGAAGUAUGGAAGAAAUCUUCGGGCUGAGGGGUACCUCACUGAGAGCCAGUGGCAUGGGAAGGCUGGUUUCAGCUUGACAAAGUUGCUUGCCCGCUUGAAGAACAGCAUCCAGCUCAUAGACAGACCACAUGGGCAACAUUCGGUAGUACUAGCAGAAGAUGCCCACAGAUAUAUAGUAUGCAGGAACGAGAGAAGUGAUCCAGGUGUAACAGCUGCAAGUUCUCAUCAGAUAUAUCUUACAUUCCCAGCAGAGAGCACAUUUACUGAGGAAGAUGUUGCCAACUAUUUUAGAAUCUUUGGCCCAGUUCGUGAUGUGAGGAUUCCAAGCCAAGAAAAGCAAAUGUUUGGGUUUGUCAGCUUCCAUUAUGCACAGACUGUUAAUGAUAUUUUGAUGAAGCAGAAUCCCCAUUUUAUUUGUAAUUCUCGUGUCCUGGUAAAGCCAUAUAGGGAAAAAUCGAGGAACAUUGACAGAACCUAUAUGGAGAAAAUCAAACCUAAAACGUAUCAUCGUUCUCAAUAUCUUAAAAUGGAUCCUAAUCUUCAUGCAGUUCCAAGAGAAUCAGAUAGCUCGAGGAUGCUUAAAAGCAAGUUAAUUGAGCAGGAAAUGAUAUUUGAACUCGAGAGAAAAUGUCUCUUUGAGUUGAACUUAGCAUCUAAGCCACUAACUUGGCAACCUUAUUUCAGUUAUGACAUGGAAGGAUUUAAAGUUACAGAAGAGCUUUGUGCUGAUUGUUCAGAUUCCAAUGAGUUCCCUUUGAUAGAUCAUUUUAGCCAUACCCUUGAUGCUCUUAAUAAUGUUUCAACAAGUGAUGACAAAGCUAGGCAAACAAGUGACAGUUACAGUGACCAGGAGAGUGGCCAAAUUGAGCUCCCAGAGAGUCCUUUUUCUUGUCCACCAGUAGGAAGCAGCAUCUCUGCAGUCAUAUAGAUAUCCAGAGAAGAAGACAGAAGAAUAUAGAUAGAUUGCUCCAUUUCAUACUUCAACACAGCAGUUUUCAAAACCUAAACUCUACAGAUCAGUGAGAUGUUGAUGAAUUUUAUACCGAUAACCAAAAGAUCAGUCGCUUCAUUUUAAUUUCAUGGGAGAAGGUUACAAAAUUGAUACAAGCACAUGGAAUUGGAAAAGGUCUACACUCAUUGUAGAUAGUGGAGCAUAACUUCAUUGAUGAUCAUUGAAGAGAAAGGACUAGUUGUUCAGUAGAGGAAGAGGACAGCAUGAAUACAAGGUGUUGGGUUCAUUAUUCAGAGGCAGUUCUUCAUGACAUUUUGAACAGGAGGUGAUAUAUGACAGGGGCUAUUGCAAAUUGCAGUGGAUAUCUCAAUUUUGCAAGUAAGGAUCUGGCUAACAGUGCUAGGAAAUAAUGAGGGCAUCAUAUUGAAAUAGAUCAUAUAGUAUCAGUGAUGUUUUGUUGAUGGUGGGGUUGGAUCUGAUACUUGUUUAAUCAUGUCUUUUAACAAAACAAAGGACCCAUUAUUGUGAAUAUAUUUCUUCUUAGUUAUUG